GAGAGUUGACCAAAAUAAUCAAAAAAGCCGAUACAUCGCUUCCGACCAGCCAGUUUCGCGGCUACUUCGCCCGCGGAUAGUCGCGGACACGUCACCGUGACACAUUAUUGUCGGUGUUCAGUUGGAUUAUAUUCCCUUAGAUAUCGGGGGCUGCACAAAAAUCUUCCACCAUGGAUCCCGAAGCAUUCUUAGACCUGGCCAACCAGGUCAUAAAACUCAAAAUGUACCCAUAUUUUGACAUAGCGCAUUCUUUGCUCUGCGCUUUAGCGGUGCGGGAAGAUUUAGGAGCUGGUGCACAGGCUUUUUCCCGCAAACAUCCGUUGUCAUGCUGGUUGUCCACUAUGCUCGUGAUCUUCGCGGGCGGCAUGGUGGCCAACGGUCUGCUUGGGGAGCCUAUCCUUGCGCCGCUCAAGAAUACGCCGCAACUAGUGAUAGGAACUAUAACCUGGUAUGUGGUGUUUUACAUGCCCUUCGACGUCGGCUACAAAGUGGCCAAAUUUCUCCCUGUAAAGGUGGCUGCUUCAGCCAUGAAGGAAAUAUAUCGAGCGAAAAAAGUAUAUGACGGUGUCAGUCAUGCUGCUAAGCUGUAUCCUAAUGCGUAUAUUAUAAUGGUUAUUGUUGGUACAUUGAAAGGAAAUGGUGCUGGAUUUACGAAGCUAGUUGAACGACUCAUACGCGGGGCGUGGACUCCUACCGCUAUGGAAACAAUGCAACCUAGCUUCUACACAAAGGCUUCUCUGGUGGCUUCCGUGAUAUUUGUACUUGACAAAAAGACCGAUUUAAUAUCUGCGCCACAUGCGCUGGUCUACUUUGGCAUCGUGAUCUUUUUCGUAUAUUUCAAGUUGUCUUCCAUUCUGUUGGGUAUACACGAUCCUUUCGUGCCAUUUGAAAAUCUAUUCUGUGCAUUAUUCAUGGGUGGUAUUUGGGACUCGCUUGCUAAGCUGCUAGGCAAAGGGCAGCCUAAGGAAGAGACGAAGGAUGCCAAAAAAACUAAUUAAACGUAAGAAAUUUUAUAAUUAUUGUUUGAUCAACUGACACCGACAAUACAAGCUGCGACGUUAUCUUUUAGUACAUCAAAUAAUUAAGAAAGUAAAAUGAAAAAAAAAUAAAAAAAAUUGCAAAACCCCAUAAAUCUUAAAAAAAUGGCACAACGACCAAAGUUCGGAUUUUAUUAUUUUUAAGUUUGACUAGUCAUAACUUUAAGUUUUUAUGUGCAUGACGGUGAAUUGUUUCUAAGUAUAAUUGUGUGCGUUUUAUAUGUUCCCAAUAUAGUAUACGGUUACUAUUUGAAAUCAAUACUUUUAGUAACUUGUAUUAAUUUCCUAAGAAAAGUCAUUCAAUAAGCUAUUUCCUGUUUAAUUACAGUGUUUCCUAUUUAUACCAAUGAUGAUUUUUAAAAUUGACAUACGAAUUAUUCGUUAAUUGUAUUACCAAAUGCGUAUUAUCUUAAUGUUUUUUUGGUAAAAAAUAUUUGCACAUGUUUCAUUUCCUUAAAAGUAUUGUGGUUUGAAAGUGUGUUUUUUAAAACAUUCGAGCGUUGUAAUUACUAUUAUUUAAGUUAAUUUAUCCGAAACGACUUGCGACUUUCCGACUUCCUUAAUUAUAUAAAUAACAAUAUAAUAAUUUUAAAACGUCAUGAAAACACUGGCUGAAUCGCAUGGGUGCUAGCGAUGAAGACCACUGGUUUCUUGAAUCGAUUUUUAAUUUAGUUGAUUUGUAUGAAUUAAAAUAUAUAAUUCAAUACCUACUUAAUCUGGUUUUAAAUUUACUUAUGUGAAGGAAGGAAUAAAAAGAUAUUUUUUAAGAA
Molecule: messenger RNA, 1807 nt
Organism: Nymphalis io (European peacock)
Lineage: Eukaryota; Metazoa; Arthropoda; Insecta; Lepidoptera; Nymphalidae
Product: trimeric intracellular cation channel type 1B.1
Exons: 7
Coding region: 171-998 (275 amino acids)
Biological process (GO): potassium ion transmembrane transport
Cellular component (GO): membrane
Molecular function (GO): potassium channel activity; identical protein binding
Source: RefSeq, a predicted model, not a curated record